Molecule: messenger RNA, 4381 nt
Organism: Falco peregrinus (peregrine falcon)
Lineage: Eukaryota; Metazoa; Chordata; Aves; Falconiformes; Falconidae
Gene: LYPD6
Product: LY6/PLAUR domain containing 6
Exons: 5
Coding region: 247-798 (183 amino acids)
Biological process (GO): positive regulation of canonical Wnt signaling pathway
Molecular function (GO): acetylcholine receptor inhibitor activity
Source: RefSeq, a predicted model, not a curated record
UUUUCUCUGUUACAGGGGGAAAAAGUGAUCUUGGUCUUAAGAGUCGCUUGGGUUGGCGAGUGCUUGGGCAAGCGUACCACCCGUGGUGCGCGGGGAGUGGCGUCACUCAACAAACUUCAGUUCAUUCAACGAUCAGUCGGAUUAUUUAAAAAUCAAUAUAAGGAUUAUUGAAACUCAAGGGUGUGGAUUAUUGAAACUCAAGGUGAGUUUUUUUCGGCCGCCGCAUGAGUACGUCCUCACCCGGUGAUGGCCUCGCAGCCCACGGCGGCAUGGGUGCUGCUGCUCAGCCUGUUGGCCGCCUGCCUGCCCGCCGUGCAGCCCAGGGACUUCACUGUGAAGGACAUCGUCUACCUCCACCCUUCCACCACACCGUAUCCUCAUGGAUUUAAGUGUUUCACCUGUGAAAAGGCAGCAGAUAAUUACGAAUGCAACCGAUGGGCUCCGGAUAUCUAUUGUCCAAGAGAUACAAGAUACUGCUUUAGCCAACACAUGAUGAAAGUUACUGGAGAGAGUGUAUCUGUCACCAAACGCUGUGUACCAUUAGAGGACUGUCUGUCUACAGGAUGCACAUAUGUAAAGCAUGAAGAAUACAAGAUCUGCACCUCCUGCUGCGAAGGAAGCAUCUGCAACUUGCCCCUCCCAAGGAACGCCACAGACGCCGUAUUUACCACCCUCUCCCCCCCCAACAGAACACAGAGACUCUCCCACCCCCUCCUGCUGACAACGGCGUGUCUCUGGCUGGGGCUGAUGUCCCAGCACUGGGUCACCCUGCCACGCGCGGCAGGUCUGCACAGCUGAGCUGGGCGAGGACUCUGUGUCCGCAUGCUGCCCCUCCCCGUGGAGCUGGCGCUUCGGAGCCGGCUUUGAAAAAGACUGGGUUUCCUCCUGAUGGUUUGUUAAUGAUGAAAUAGUGAGCCUGGGAUCUGGGUGUAUUUGAAGGGUGUUAAGAAAAAAAGAAAAGAAAACAACCAAACAAACCAACUACCCCCCAACCCCCCACCCCAGUUUCUCUACUGUUUUCUGGAGAAACUCAUGCAAAAUAUUCCCAGAAUCCAUGGCUGAGAUCGAUGCAUACACUUUUCUUAAUGUCUUUUCUCCAUGGAGAAAUGUUAUUUAAAAGUACUCUAUCACUGCUAGCUGCUAGUAUCAUCACUUACUUGUUCAAAACUUUCUUGUGAUAACUUGUCAGAGCACUAACUCCGGUGUCCUGUUAACCUCUUUUGAGAACAUACAGUAAAUAAUACAUAGUCGGUGUGUUUUUGCAGUCUCCCCACAUCUCCUGCUCAUUUCGGAGAGGGCAGGAGCAUGCAGUGGAGCAGCAGCAGCUGGAAGGGAUGAGGUCAAGCGAGCAGCAGCAGCUUGGAUCAGGCUGACAUUGCGCACAGAUGCUUCCUCCAAGGUUGUCCACCAGCAGCACGAAGAGCCACCCCCGUGACAACACGCGCUGGGAUGUGCAGAACAUCACUGCGGUUCAUAAAGUGAACCAGAGACACUCCGAGCCCUCUGCUCCUGCCGUGUGCUUAGAGGGGAGGCGGGUGGGCUGUCCCUGACCCGCCGGUGCAGGAGGACACGCUGCCGAGGGCUGGCGGGUACCUGGGUGCAGUGCUGCUGCCGGCCGAGCCAGCGGGUUCCCUGCGCUUUGAGGGCUUUAUGUAUUUCCACGUUUUGGCAUCCAGUUCUAUAGCACAAGAGAGUUGAUCCUGAAUAGCUUCUGUUAUUUACUGCACUCCCGCUAUGGAGUAGGGACUGUUACUAGCUAGAGCUGUGUUUUGGUGACCUGUGUUGCUUGUUUUGCUCAGAAAUUGAGUAUGCAAUAUUUAUUUUUGUAUGUUGAGUAGGAUCUAAAGCAUUUAAAGAGUUCUUAAUACUGAUAUUGCCAGGCAAUAUGGUUGUUUUGCAAGUGGGUAAGCCUGUAAUAUAUAAAUUAUCAUAUAUAUAUAUAUAUAUAUAUAUAUAUAUAUUGUUUUGCAUCUCUUUUAAAAAAAGAAUCAACUUUGUUUUGCAAGGUCAGUAAUAAAAGCAGGGUGUUACAGACUUGCUUUAUAGUUAAACCAAACCUUUUUAUGAUUUUUUUUUAACAGCUAUAAUCAUAACUUGUUCCGUUAUGAGCUGAUUUUUGGCUUCUUGUGCUCCAAGGUAACCUGUGUGUUAUGAAGUUACAGUUUGCUUAUGCUCUGAAGUGCUGUUCUGGGGGAGCCACUGCUGGAAUCCAAAUGCUUUCUACAGGGCUCAUCCAGCAGCAUCCAUGUCGGGUACCGUUACCAGUGAGAAACCCGCAGCGCUGAGCGUGCGAGGUGCUGUCCUGAGUUUUGUGGCCUUGGAGUGAGCUCCACUUGUACUCUGGUGAGUUUUACUGGGGGCAAAAGAAGAGGACUGAGAGCAGCACUUGCUCCCAGUUUAGUUUCAGGAGAUUUCUCUGGGGAAGCAAAGCAGGCUGGAAGCCUUGGUGUGUUUUGCUGGGUGAUGUUUUUUUAAAAUGUAUAUAUAUGUGUAUGUAUAUAUAUAUAUAUAUAUCUCAGCAAAAACUGAACUUCAAAGACUGUUUCUUUCCUAUUUUUAACCUUUUACAUUAAAUAACAUUUUUGAGGAAAGGCUAGCUGACCUCACACACAAACCUUGCAUUUUGCUGUCCUUUUAGUUCUUCUGUGACUCGCUCACAGAUUGCUAGUAUUAAGAGGGUGGUUGCAAUCUCUUAUUCUAUGCAAGUUAGACCCAUCUCUGGAGCCCCCCAAAAAAUCAACCCUGCAGUCUUUAUAAAGCCUGUGCCCUCCUCUGCAAGCUGUGCAAGGUACUUACGGGUUGGGGUUGGAGGGGUUUACAACUUCUCCAGCAGCAAUUUAAAUAUUUAUUACUGUUAUUAUUUUUAUUAUUGUGCUGCAAAAUGGAAGAUUUAAAGUGUGGAAGAACCUUGUUCAGUUGAGAUACCUCUGCUGGGGCAGGGGUGAAACAGGCUUUCUGUGUUGGCUGAGCAUUUUGGCAGCAUUCUUGUGUCAGAGCAGGGCUGGAUCCCAGGGCAUGUGCUUUGAGAAGACGUGUUGGAAAGCCAGCGUGAUGUCAAAGCAUGGGAAAUCCAGGAUUACUGACAAAUGACUUGCUGAGGUAGGCUCGAGGCUCAGGCCACGCUGCUGGUGGCCAGCAGUAGCACCUUGUGGGGAGGUCCCUGCCGGUCACAGGGCUCGUACACUGGUUGUGGCAGCUCAACGGGAUGUUAUAAGGAUUUAGAUUUUUUUACUUAGGGCCUUGCAGUUGAACACAUGCAUUUAGGAGUCACUCCGUAAGACACCUAACCAGCAGCAAGAAGCAGAUGUCACCUCCUGACCUGAGCUGGCUGCCUUGGUCCAUGGCUCACAGUCAGGUUUCUGGCUGUGUUUUCUGGCUUCUCUGUAUUUCCUCUAUUUCCCAUAUAUUUUGCAGUUCCACUGUUAUUUAACAAGCCUAAUCUGUGGUAUGGUAACUGAGCUACUUUAACCACAUGGGAUGAGCUGAAGGAAUGACUGGAUUUCUUUAUAAGAUGUUGGAUUUCUAGGAGCACUGCCAUGAUGUGAAAGGUGAGGUGCCUGCAGCAAGAUGACAUGGGCUCCAGUGCUAGCUGGCUUGUCGUGUGUGCUAACGGGUAGGACUUUCAUACUGUGUUUAGCGGGACCUCAGACCCAGAGACCUUUUUAGGGACCUAGUAGCAUGCUCCGCCCAAAGGCUGGGAUGCCACUGAUCAGAUUUGUUAUUGGCAUCACAGAGGUAUUAAACCAAGCCAGUUAAUUCUACUCCCUUUGUAGUUAGCAGAGGAAAAAGUGGUAUUUCAGGGCCUGAUUCAUUGUAUGCGAAGGUGGAUGGUUAAACUGUCUCAAGCCAUGCCUCAGAAAAGUAGCUUGGAUGUAUACUGCACGCCACCUAGGGUACCCCGCUGCCAGCCACAUGGUUAUGCCAAGACCAGUGUUUGCACAUCCCUGAGCAGGCAUCACUCCUAUGCCCAUCCCCAGCUUUGCCCUGACCGUGAUGGUCCUGCUGCUGGAGAAAGUCCCAGUUAUUGUGCUGGUCCCUCUCCCCCACCGGUGUGCCACAGCUGUGCCCUUCAAAAGGGAUCCGAGUCCUGUCCAGCUGAGCUGCUACCUCUGGCUGUGGUAUGAGGAUUACGGACAGAGCUUAAAAAAGUAAAUUAAGGUGACCGAGACCAAGUGGGGACCCUGCCCAGGAUCCUCUCUGGACCAACAGGUCGGCGUGCCCGGUCUGUCCGCAGAGCUGUCGGGGUUUUUAAAGCACAUAAAUGCUGAGCUGCACCGUAUUUAUUUUUAGGCUCUAUAGAUGUGAUACUGCUUUUAAAUGUCUAAUUUUUUAACUCUUGUAAAUGCUGUAUAUUUGUAUAAAUAAAUGUUUAAAAUAUUCA